Messenger RNA from Erigeron canadensis, 2234 nucleotides. RefSeq names its product monosaccharide-sensing protein 2-like. Gene Ontology annotation, molecular function: myo-inositol:proton symporter activity. Gene Ontology annotation, biological process: transmembrane transport. The transcript is spliced from 5 exons. Gene Ontology annotation, cellular component: membrane. NCBI's taxonomy places the organism in Eukaryota, Viridiplantae, Streptophyta, Magnoliopsida, Asterales, Asteraceae. The coding region runs from base 1 to 2127 and encodes 708 amino acids. The record is from RefSeq and is a predicted model, not a curated record.
AUGAGUAAAGCUGUGAUGGUGGCUGUUUCUGCAGCCAUUGGUAACAUGAUUCAAGGAUGGGAUAAUGCUUGUAUUGCUGGGGCUGUUUUAUACAUAAAGAAAGAAUUCAACUUACAGAAUGAACCAACUAUAGAAGGUCUAAUUGUUGCCAUGUCACUUAUUGGUGCUACUUUAGUUACAACAUGUUCCGGUGCAGUGUCAGAUUCACUUGGACGACGUCCCAUGCUUAUUAUAUCGUCUAUCUUUUAUUUCUUUGGUGGUCUUGUUAUGUUAUGGUCACCUAAUGUUUAUAUCCUGCUAUUGGGUAGGCUGUUAGAUGGUUUAGGAAUCGGGCUAGCUGUUACGCUUGUUCCUGUUUAUAUAUCUGAGACAUCACCUCCUGAGAUUAGAGGGUCACUGAAUACGUUACCGCAGUUUAUGGGGUCUGGAGGGAUGUUUCUUUCAUACUGCAUGGUUUUUGGGAUGUCUUUAAUGGAGUUGCCGAGUUGGAGAGUAAUGCUUGGUGUUCUUUCGAUUCCAUCCCUUUUUUAUUUUGUCUUAACAAUCUUUUUCUUGCCUGAGUCUCCAAGAUGGCUUGUCAGUAAAGGAAGAAUGCUUGAGGCCAAACACGUUUUACAGAGAUUGCGUGGCAAAGAUGACGUCGCAGGUGAAAUGGCUUUACUGGUUGAAGGCCUUGGAGUAGGUAGUAAGACUGCCAUAGAAGAGUACAUAAUCGGGCCUGCACCUGAUAUUGAAGAAGCUGCUAAGAUUAAUUUAUACGGUCAGGAGGAUGGAGUUUCUUUGAUUGCUCGACCCAUUGUAUCUCGCCAAGGAAGUGCCCUUCACCAAAGUGUCCCGCUUAUGGACCCCCUGGUAACCCUUUUUAACAGUGUCCAUGAAAAGCUUCCAGAUGGUGUCGGCAGUAAAGGAAGCAUGCUAUUUCCACAUUUUGGGAGCAUGUUCAGUGUUUCUGGAAAUCCAAUCAAAACCGAAGAUUGGGAUACAGAAAGUGUUGGUGGUAGAGAAGGCGAUGAUUAUCAAUCUGAUCAUGCUCUUGAAAAUGAUCCAGAUGAUACUUUACAUACUCCACUAAUUUCUCGUCAAAAUACAACUGUGGAGAAAGACACGAUUCAGCCUGCUGCCCAUGAAAGCAUUUUAAGCAUUAGAAAUGCUGGAGAACAAGUGAGUGGCACCGACAUUGGAGGUGGUUGGCAACUUGCAUGGAAAUGGUCACAAAACGAUGGUCAAGAAAGAGAGAAUGAUGGAGUACUUAAAAGAAUCUAUCUGCACCAAGAAAUAGGCACUGAUAUGCCUGCAGAUAGUGACACCUUCCAGGCUGCAGCCCUGGUGAGUCAGCCUGCACUUUACUCCAUAAACCUCAUGGAGCAGAACCCGGUUGGACCAGCUAUGGUUCACCCAGCCGAAGCAACAAAGAAUCCAAGCUGGUCUGAUCUUUUUGAACCAGGAGUCAAGCAUGCAUUGUUUGUGGGAAUUGGUCUUCAGAUACUUCAGCAGUUUUCUGGCAUCAAUGGAGUCCUUUACUACACGCCUCAGAUACUCGAGGAAGCAGGUGUUGGUCUCCUUUUAUCAAGUUUUGGCCUAAGUUCAACUUCAUCAUCUCUUCUCAUUAGUAACAUCACAACUUUACUGAUGCUUCCUUGUAUUGCUGUGGCCAUGAGACUCAUGGAUAUCUCUGGAAGAAGGGCUCUACUGCUGACUACGCUUCCUGUGUUGAUCUUGAGUCUCAUAGUUUUGGUGAUAGGAGGUCUAGUGAACUUUGGAAGCAUUGCAAAUGCAGCUAUUUCAACUACAAGCGUAAUUAUAUAUUUUUGUUGUUUCGUGAUGGGAUUUGGUCCAAUUCCCAAUAUACUAUGUUCGGAGAUUUUCCCAACUCGUGUUCGUGGGAUCUGCAUUGCAAUUUGUGCCCUUACAUUCUGGAUCUGUGACAUUAUUGUCACAUACUCUCUGCCUGUGUUGCUUACUUCUGUUGGUCUGUCGGGUGUUUUUGCCUUCUAUGCCGUUGUUUGCAUCAUAGCUUGGGUGUUUGUCUUCUUGAAAGUGCCAGAGACGAAAGGAAUGCCACUGGAAGUUAUUACAGAGUUCUUUUCGGUUGGUGCUAAACAUGUUGAUGCUGCGAAGAAUAAUUGACGUGGAGGCUUUGAGUUAUAAUUUUCCUAUGGUUUUGUUUUCUUUCAAGUUUUGUUCUGCUCUGAAACAUGAAAAUAUGAAGUCAGUAAAUUUUCACUGCACAUUAA